Molecule: messenger RNA, 2144 nt
Organism: Anolis carolinensis (green anole)
Lineage: Eukaryota; Metazoa; Chordata; Lepidosauria; Squamata; Anolidae
Product: chromodomain-helicase-DNA-binding protein 2-like
Exons: 5
Coding region: 520-1632 (370 amino acids)
Source: RefSeq, a predicted model, not a curated record
AGCCUAUUAAACAUCAAAUUAGGUUAUGAUUUUACAAAUUAAGCACCAAAACAUCAUGUUAGACAACAAAUUUGACAGAAAAAGUAGUUCAGUACGCAGUAAUGCUAUGUAGUAAUUAUUGUAUUUACGAAUUUAGCACCAAAAUAUCAUGAUGUAUUGAAAACAUUGACUACAAAAAUGCAUUGGAUAAUCCAGAACGUUGGAUAAGCGAGUGUUGGAUAAGUGAGACUCUACUGUAGUAGGUUCUCCUCUGACUGAAUGUGGAUAGUGAGGGGAAGCAGGUAGAAGGCGCCGACUUCCCAGAUCUUGGGAGUUGGAGACACGGAAGAAUUUAGAACUUGUGCUGCCUUCUGACUCUAACCAUUUAAGGCUCCUUCUCUCAAGAGCCAGAUAUAGGGAAUAGCAAUGGAACGGGGAGGUUGAAAGUAACCCCGACUCCUUCCACCCCACUCUGGGCCACCAUAUGGCUAAGAGAUAGGCUUGCUCUCUGCUUGCUCUCCUUUUCAGUGCAAAGAGAGGAUGCGGCCGGUGAAGAAAGCGCUGAAGCAGCUGGUCAAUCCGAAGAGAGGGCUGUCUGAGAAGGAUCAGGUGGAGCACAUCCGGAGGUGCCUCCUGGAGAUCGGUGACCACAUCUCCGAGUGCUUGAAGGCGUUCUCGGAGCAGGAGGAGCUCAAGCUCUGGAGAGGGAACCUCUGGAUCUUUGCCUCCAAGUUCACAGACUGUGAUGCGAGGAAGCUGCACAACCUGUACAAGAGGGUGCACAAGAAGCGGUCCCAGGAGGAGGAGUGGAAACAGCAGAAGAAAGAAGAGGCCACCGGAGCCAAGAAGAUGUCUCGCCCGGAGCACUGUGGGUCCAGCUUGUAUUCCGUUUUGUCUCCCUUGCCCAACGCCACUUCAGCUCCUGCUCCUGCUCCUGCUCCUGCUCCUGCUCCUGCUCCUGCUCCUGCUCCUGCUCCUCCUCUUCCUCCUCCUCCUCCUCCUCCUCCUCCAAAGGUCCAGCAUCCACAGCCCCAUCCUUCUCAGAUACAUGGGCAACAGUGUGACAACUACAGCUACCCGAAGAAAAGGCCUUUCAGUAAUUCGGACCGAAGCGACUGGCAGCGGGAGCGCAAGCUCAGCUACGGCGGCAACUCCAGGCAAGGACGGGGUGGAGAACGGCACAGGCACAAGGAGCACCACGAUGGAGACCGCUGCCCACGCGAGGAACCUCAUUGCAGCUCGGAGAGCUACCAGCCCAAGACCCCCUCUCGCAAGCAGCCCCGUGAGCAGGACAACAGUGACCGGGACCACCGGGGCCACCGUGACUCCUAUGACCGGCACCACCAUGAUCCCAAGCGGCGAAGAACCGAAGAGAUCCGUCCUCACCAGCAAGAAUUCAGGCGGAUGUCGGACCCCAUCGGCUACCACGGCCAGGGGCCUUCAGACCACCACCGCUCUUUCCUCCCGGAGAAGUCUGGUGAUUCUAAGAUGUCCUCUGCUCCUCCCUCCAAGUACUACGAUCCUCGCUCCCCACAUGCACAGAAAGCCCCACAUGAAGCCAUGUCUGUCUUUGAACACCGGUCCCCCCUGCAAGGGUUAUAUAGGGAUCAGAAGAUCAGUCCUGGAUAUAACUGGCGCAGCCGGAAGACAUAAGAACCCGGAGAUUAGAUUUAUUUAUUUUCUCUUUUUGUAGGUAGUCUGUCAGUAGUUUCCAGUCCGUUCUAUGAAUUGAUGUUCUAUCCUGGGCCAAUUUUUGUGUCAGGAAGUCCACAUUCAUUAUGUCCAACACUUUAGAAAUCCAUUUUUCAAUACUAGGUAUUUUAUCCUUUGUAAUUGCAUAGAUCACUAAACCUUUACUUUUUAAGGUUGCCUUCUCAAUAGUCAUUUUUUAUAUACAUAUUUAUUUUCUCUUUUUGUAGGUAAUCUGUAAGUAGUUUCCAUUCCGCUCUAUUAAUUGAUGUUCUAUCCUGGGCCAAUUUUUGUGUCAGGAAAGCCAUAUUCAUUAUGUCCAAGUCUUUAGAAAUCCAUUUUUCAAUACUAGGUAUUUCUUGAAAUUUCCAUUCCUGUGCCAGAGUAGCCGCUGUUGUAAAAUAGAAUAUAAUCCUAUCUGUGUUUUUAUCUACCUGUGGAUUUGUGAUUCCCAAUAAAAAUAUUUAUGAUUUAAA